Molecule: messenger RNA, 2661 nt
Organism: Brugia pahangi
Lineage: Eukaryota; Metazoa; Nematoda; Chromadorea; Rhabditida; Onchocercidae
Source: the annotation of a GenBank genome assembly
AUGACGAGUUCCAGCGAAGGCGAAAUACUUCAAGCAAGUCAAAUUAUCCGAGAACGAUGGAAGAUCAAAAUGAAAAUUGGCGGUGGAGGUUUUGGCGAAAUUUAUGAAGCAAUUGAUUUACAAAAUCGUAGUGAACGAGUAGCUAUGAAAGUCGAAUCUAGUAAAGCAACCAAACAAGUACUUAAAAUGGAAGUUGCCGUACUAAGAAGACUUCAAGGAAAGCGACAUGCAUGCAAAUUUUACGGGUGUGGACGAAAUGACAAAUUUAAUUAUUUGGUAAUGAGCUUACAAGGGAAGAAUUUAGCCGAUUUACGUCGUGAAUCACCCAAGCAAUCAUUUUCAUUGUCAACAGCAAUUCGAAUUGGAUUACAAAUUUUGAAUGCUAUCCGAGAAAUACACUCAAUUGGAUUUUUACAUCGUGAUAUCAAACCUUCAAAUUUUGCAAUGGGUCGAACAAAUGCUACCUGUAAAAUGGUUUUUAUGCUUGAUUUUGGUCUUGCACGACAAUAUCUUAAUGCAAAAGGUGAAAUUCGAAGUCCAAGAAGUGCAGCUGGUUUUCGAGGUACCGUACGAUAUGCUGCUGUUUCAGCUCAUAAAAAUAGGGAAAUGGGACGACAAGAUGAUCUAUGGUCAUUGUUUUAUAUGUUAGUUGAAUUUUUGCAGGGUUCAUUGCCAUGGAGGAAGAUUAAGGAUAAAGAUGAAGUGGGUCGAAUGAAAGAGGAAAUGAAUUUAAAUGUUUUAUUGGAUGGUUGUCCAAGAGAAUUACAUGAUUUUGCAGCAUAUCUAAAAACACUUGGCUAUCCAGAUGAGCCAAGUUAUGGCUUAUUGGAAAAUAAUCUACGAAAUAUUAUUACACGGCAUGGUAUAAAUACUGAUGAGCCAUAUGAUUGGGAAAUUAAUUAUGAAAAUCUUGGUCCAAAAGUUCGCUUAAAUGGUACAAUUCCAGCACGAAAUCGUUCGCAUACAACUGCAUUAAAAGAUCGUUUACUCGAAGAUAAGAAUAAAGGACUGGACACUCAAGCACCAAUUACAAUGGGUGAAGAGGACGAUGACCAUGAUCACACUGGUCAUCAUGUCAAAUAUUCGUCUACUGCAGAAAAAGAUACGCAUGAUAAGCCUAAAUACAAACGACAAGAGUUUAUGAGGCCUAAAUAUGGCGCUGUAAAUUUUGAUGUGAUCGAUGCGGUAAAUGCAAGAUUAGCAGCUGCGGCAUCAACUAGUGGUACCGCCGAUUUAUUUAGUAAGCUGCGAAUUGAAACAUCGCUUGAUAAUGAUGAAAAGAAAAUCGGUGAUGUUGAGGUAACAUUUCAUAUACCACUGAAUACCUCAAAUACCUCAAAAGUGACCGGAUAUCAGGAAAAAACAAAUCGAACACAUCAAAAACGGCAUAAAACAGUACCACCAAAUACCAUUGAGAAAAGCACAAAGAGUAAUCGUUCAUUAACGCUUUCGAGCGGGAAACGGUAUAGCAAAAAAAUGAAUGAUGCACCGUCAGUAGUUGAACAGACAUUUGCGCAAGCGGAUUCAGAAACCGGUAUUAGCAGUCAUCUAAAAGCACCAACAAUUAUUAGUCGAUGGCAUGGCUCAUUCGAUGAAUCUUGUGCCGAUUAUGAAGCAGCAACAAAUGUUGACUGUUUGCGCGUGGAAAAAUCAGAUAAUAGUGGCGGUAGUAAACACUUACCGCUGACCGGAAGGCAUUCUUCAGUAACUGUACCACCACAAACACCACCAGCACCACCAGCAGCACUUUCUCGAUCUACAACUGUACAUAAUACUGAUGCAAAAAAUGAUAAACAAACAUUGGUCACCACAAAUUCCAAUUUAUCGCCUUACAAUGUUCGUUUAUUUACCACAGUAUCAACUCCAGAACAAGCUUUAAUUUCAUCAUUACCGUCGGUAAUACCUUCAGUAUCACCAAAAAUAGCUGUAACACCUCCUGUUGCACGGGCGUUAUUUACCACUCCUCAGACAAUUGCGCCAACAAAAACAACUUUUCAACCAUUAUUACAUGCAAUGGCACCGACUACUUCAACUGUUCAAUCAGCAUCUGCUUCGUUAAUGAUGCAUUUCAAAAAUCUUGUAAAUUCAUUCAAUUCAUUUACAAAUGGUAAUGGCGCUACUGGCACAUGUCCGCCAUCUAAUAAUACUUCAAAUCGCCAUGAUAAUACAUCAAAACGUUUUUCAUUGGAUAAUAAUGCAAUUUCAUUACAAUUUCAAAAUUCCUCCACACAAUUCAGCACUGAUUAUAAUGAUAAAAAUAAUGAAACUGCUGCAAAUAUCAAAAAUGAUUCUAAGAUAAGUGCUAAAAAUAAUAGCAACAGUAAUACUGAUCAGGAAAAAGAAUUACGAAGACAACGACGUUUACGAAGACGAUCUGUAUGUCAGGAAACAUUUCCAGUUAAUGAGUCAAUAUGGAAAAAUUCAAUACGUGAUGCUGAAAUAGGUGGACAAACCGGAAAUACUGAUGGAGCAACAAGAUCAGUUAAGAAAAGUAUUAGUGAAAAACAUCUUUUUAAUAAUGGUAUCGAAGUGACAUCAUCAUCAGAUGGGAGAAAUCAAGUUAUGGAAGAGGCUAAAUGGCAUAUACUUAACUUAAGACGGAAAAGGUAUCAAUUUCUUGGAUUAACACCAUCACCACCGCGUACAGCAAUGCAGUCUUGA